Molecule: messenger RNA, 1771 nt
Organism: Rhizophagus irregularis DAOM 181602=DAOM 197198
Lineage: Eukaryota; Fungi; Glomeromycota; Glomeromycetes; Glomerales; Glomeraceae
Source: RefSeq, a predicted model, not a curated record
CAGUUCAUAUACUUAUUUUUUUUUUUUUUAUAUCAACAAUAAAAUUUUUCUUUUUAAACUUUUGUAAUUAAAUUGCAUUAUGUCUACCAUUCGAUAUGAAUUAGUUUAUGCAACAGUUAAUAGAGCAUAUUCGUUAAUUGAUUAUAAUAUUCACACUGAUAUUCACAAACAACAUGAAUUUGAAAAACAAACAAUUCUUGCUGAUAAACUUCUUACAGAUGAUGAAAAAACUUUUGCAAUAAAAUAUAUAACUAAAUCUUACGACCGAGAUAAAAUUCUUCAAAAUACGGGAACAAAAAGAAUUUGUGAAAAUUGCAAUCAAGAAUGUUUAGCUACAUUAUAUUGUGAAUAUUGUAUUCGAAAUUAUUUAAAAGGAAAAUUUUCACAUUGGACAUCUGGAAAUGAUGAUAUUGAUAAUUUAAUACAGCAAUGUCAAUUGGAAACAACUAGACCAAAUGUGAUAAUUGAAUGGAUUUCAUAUAGUAAUUUAGAAAAUAUUAAAUAUCUUACAAAAGGAGGAUUCUCCGAAAUUUAUACUGCAGAUUGGGUUAAUGGAUGUUAUGAAGAAUGGGAUUCUAAAAAACAACAAUUAAAAAGAAUGGGAGGUCAUGAAGUAGUACUCAAAAAAUUAGAAAAUGUUGAAAGUGCAAAUCAAAGUUGGUUUGAAGAGGCUAAAUCACAUUUAACUAUAAAUAAUAAAUGGCCAGACAUUGUUCGAUGUUAUGGAAUGACACAAAAUCCAUCAAAUGGGAAUUAUAUGCUUGUAAUGAUGAAAUUGGAUAUGGAUUUAAGAAAAUAUUUACAACAAAAUAAUGAACGACUCACAUGGAAAGAAAGAAUUAGAAUUACUUUUGAAAUUACUAAUGCACUAUAUUGGAUUCAUAAAGAGAAGGCAAUUCAUAGAGAUUUGCACUCUGGAAAUAUAUUAUAUUCACAAUUUAAUGAUGGAUGGUUUAUUAGUGAUCUUGGAUUUUGUGGACCUGCUGAUAAAUCAUCAAAAAGUAUAUAUGGAAAUCUUCCCUAUAUAGCACCAGAAGUUAUUAAUGGAAAAGGAUAUACUUUUAAAUCUGAUAUUUAUAGUGUUGCAAUACUUAUGUGGGAAAUUUUAUCUGGACAACCACCAUUUAUUAAUUAUAAUCAUGAUGAUUAUAAUCUUGCAAUGGAUAUAAUUAAUGGUAUGAGACCAGAAAUUAUGUUAAAUAUUCCUUUAGAUUAUAAAAAUUUAAUGGUACAAUGUUGGGAUGCUGAUUCAUUAAAAAGACCUGAUGCUUUAUCUCUUCGGAGAAAAAUGAGAGAAAUUCAUCUAUCAUAUCAAAAUAUGCCAAAUGAAUUAUUUCAAUCAAAAGCAAAAAGUAAUUUUGAAACAAAAACUAGUACAAAUUAUACAAGUAGUAGCAUAUUAUUUACAAGCAAAAUUCAUCAAUUUGAAAAUUUACCUGAACCAAAGAAUGCAACAGAAGAAGGACAAGAAGCAUUUCAUAGUAAAACAUAUGACUUUAGUAUUCCUGAUAAUAUUGAAGAUUUUAAUAAUUCAAACGAUCAAAAGAUUAAUAAAACAUCAAAAAUGAAUAGUAUUUUUAAAGCCAGCAGUAAAAGUUUGUCUAAAGUAUUUAAAACUUUAAAAAUAAAUUCCAAGAAUGAAAUUCAAAAAGAUUAUAAAAAAGAAACAAUACAACAAGUGAAAGGACCAGUUAUUGACGAUGAUGAAAUACAUAAUAAUCCAAACCUUCAUUCGGAAGAACAAGAUGAAUUUGAGAUUCCUGAUGGUUAG